Messenger RNA from Homarus americanus (American lobster), 3323 nucleotides. RefSeq lists its product as uncharacterized. The record is from RefSeq and is a predicted model, not a curated record. The transcript is spliced from 3 exons. Bases 708 to 1136 code for a protein of 142 amino acids. NCBI's taxonomy places the organism in Eukaryota, Metazoa, Arthropoda, Malacostraca, Decapoda, Nephropidae.
GUGAGAAGUGAUCAGGAAGAAGAGUGAGUGAGAGGUGAGUAAGGAGAAUAAUGAGUGAGAGGUGAUUAGGGAGAGGAAUGAGUGAGAGGUAAUUAGGGAGAAGAAUGAGUGAGAGGUGAUUAAGGAGAAGAAUUAGUGAGAGGUGUAUAUUUAAAUAAAUGAAUAAGAAAGUGAUGUGGAAAGGACACGUGAAAGAUAGUGAAUGAAUGGUGUAGUGAAAGAGAGAGAGAGAAAGAGAGAACCGACGCAGGCGCAGUAAAGCUCGUCGGCCACCCUGCAGUAGACAGCCUUCUUGCACUGACUGCGGGCGGCGGCGGCGGUGUGUCCGUAUACGUGUUUGUGUAUGUGUGUCUGUGAGAGGUCAUAUCUUCCUCCCAGCCACCCAUGUUAGAGACUUAAGAGUGUCGGUCGCUGGAGUGUACUGAAUAACUUUGUGCUAAGGCCCACGACGAUGUGAACUGAAUACAAACAUUUAUAUUCACUAUGCCUUCAAUCCCACAUAUUAUCGUUACCUUAGUGUAAUAUUAUCUCUAAUUUCUACCAGUGUCUUAUAUCACUUUUAUAUGUACGUCUUUAUAUAAACAAAGUAAGACAUUUUUACUGUUAUAAGAUAAUCUGGAGAGUUGAAAAUAUUAAUGUUGUAGAGGCAGUUUGUAACCCGAUUUUGAAGGACAGGAAGAGAAGCGUAUCAGCUGUACUCCCUCACCAUGACUUUGAUUCUUAAGCUUUGGUGUCUAGGGGUGUGUCUAGCUCUCUCAGAGAGCGUGAAGAAUGAGCUGUCGUGUUAUCAGUGUAAUGUCAGUGAUAACAUUGCUUGCACAGACGAGUACCUCCAACCUUGCCCUAACAAGCAGGUGUACGACAGGUGUGAGACCCGCGUUAGGAAGACAGUUGAUGGACGACAAUGGGUGGAGAAGGGAUGCGCGCUGUCCCCUUGUAACCUGUCACCGGAGGAGGAGGCGUCGCUUGGGAUGCAGUGUGACUACUCCGCCCCGGCCUAUGACUGUGUUUACUGUUGCAAGGAGAGCGGCUGUAACGGUGGAGGGGCUGCGGCUGCUACACUUCCCUUACCCCUGAUGAUCCUCUCCUUACUCACCCCUUUGGUAAUGCCCCUUGUUGUUCUUCUCAACCCUUAGUGCCCCUUUCUCUUCUUCAGAUUACAUUAAAAACAACAUAAACACAUCGCUAGCACGAACGAUCAGUAGCGCUUGGCUUUCUCUCCUCCAUUGCAAGUAGUUGUGUUUGGCGCCCUCACAUGUCAUCACCUGGAAGACUAUAGCCUCAGCCUCCUUCCUUCUUUCUUGUCUUUCUUCUUUCUUUCCUUCUUUCUUCCCUCCUGCCUAACUUCCCUCCCUCCCUCCUUCCCUCCCUCCUCUUCUCAUUCAUAUUUUCAUUUUUUACAUCCCCCCCCCUUUUCUUCCUUCCUUCAUCCCUCUCAUCUCUUAUCUUGAUCUUUUUCUCACCUCUCACCCGUCACUGCUCACUCCCACACACUCCUCCAACUCCUCGUCACCCAUAUUCGACAUACUGGGUAAUCAUUCACGUUAUUCAUCCAUUCUCAUUCACACUUGCAAUUAAAGCAUUUAUCUCCCUAUAAUACUUAAUAAAUGCGUAAUAAAGCGUUACAUCGUUAGAAAUAAUAAGUAUAAAAUUUUGAAAUGUUUGUCGUGUGAAGAGAGUAACUUGGUAUAUACUGUAUAUUUACAAUGGUGUUUACGUUGUGUCAGAUUGCCUCACCGAAACGAUGUUCUCACUGGGAAAACAACAAUAUCAAGAUAAAUUAAUAUAAACAUUUUAGUAUAAUGGCUCAGGGUGUUCAGUGAAACAAUACGAAAAAAUAUAAUAAAUUACAUAAGUGACAUGUUUGCUCUCAGAUUGGCGCAACUUCAUCAUCGUCUCUAGAAAAUCUUCAGAAAGUUACCCAUAAACCUCAUUUAGUUAGUAUCUUAGAAAGUGUCUGUAUAACUGAUGAGUAAAUAACUUGUUCAAAGAGUAUUGUUGUUGUGUUAUGAUAGAGAGAGUUUGUCAAUCAUAAAACUGCAUUUUAUGUUUGUUAUUAGGCAUUUGUUAUUAUGGUUGUCUCACGGCACAUAAUACUGUUGAUGUAAUUAUGUUUUUUUUUUUUCAUAUACUCCCAGAGGCCUUAUUAAAAACCACAAUGGAGCUUGUGCGAGCUAAUUCACCCAGACCAGAAAAAACAACACAUGAUGUCAUAAAACAGCACCUGGCGACUUUAAAAACAGCACGUAACUUAAUAAGAAAACAUGACCGCUCAUUGGCUGUGUUGAGACUGCCUGAACCUGUACAUAUGAUACUCAAAGGUAAAGCUCGUUGGUUCUUCUGUUUGUUUACUUGUUUAUAUGUUUUGUGUUUUUCUUUGUUUGGGCAAUAGCUCAAGCACUUUUUGAACUAGGGUGGUGAAAAAUGGAUACAAAAGUGACCAAGUGCUUUGUAAAAAAAGAAAAAAAUCUUUUGGUUUUGAUUCGUAUUUUGUUGAUGGUCUGAGUGGUGGUGUACACAUGACGUGUAUGUAUGUCUGUGUGUGUCUUUUUGUAUGCAUAAAUUAUUAGCUCGGGUUAUCAAUGCGCAAAUCUUACGCUCAGUUUACUCAGUCAUUAACACAACUCAGUAGGACUUAACCUUUAGUCCAUCACUGAUACCAAGUUACUCUCAGAAACCUUGUAUUAAUUCACAUAUAAGUCGAAUAUUGUUAUGACGUCAAUCACAGAGCGUGAAUUCGCACAAGCGACUUUGAUUUAAUUCAAUACUAACUACUAGUAAAAUAUAUACUGUAACCAUGAUAACGAACACAGCUGGGAAUAUUACACGUCCGUACUGCCUGACACAGCUAUAAUAAUUAUAGUUUGGGAUAAAAUACUUAAAAAAGAAAAUACAAUUAUAUAGGAAGGUAAAGAAACAGAAUGAAUAAUAAAAAAAGUUAUAGAUAUCGGCCAUCACAGUGAGAACAUGGUUGGUAUAUUGUAGACACUCCCUAUACUUAAAAUUAAUCACAUCAUAAAUAGGCAGCUAUAUUCUUCCCUGUGAUUAUAUAUUUAUAUGUGUGUGUGUGUGUAUCGUUAUAUACCUUAUUAUACAUGUUAUUUAUUUUAUUAACAGUUAUUGCUCUUGUUGAAUAUUGUAUAAAGUGGUUUGUUUACCUUAUAGUCAUGAUACCUUCUAUAUUAUAAUGUAAAUGGUUUAUUGUAUCUAUAAUUUACUCAGUUAAGGAUCGUUCUGGCGGAGUCUUGAUUCUAGAAAUAUUAUAUACGAUCACUAUUAUUUUAAGACGACGAUUGUAAUAAGUAAAUAUAUUUGAAGUUACA